Messenger RNA from Scheffersomyces amazonensis, 378 nucleotides. RefSeq names its product sulfiredoxin. The transcript has a single exon. Gene Ontology annotation, biological process: cellular response to oxidative stress. The coding region runs from base 1 to 378 and encodes 125 amino acids. Gene Ontology annotation, molecular function: sulfiredoxin activity. The record is from RefSeq and is a predicted model, not a curated record. Gene Ontology annotation, cellular component: cytoplasm. NCBI's taxonomy places the organism in Eukaryota, Fungi, Ascomycota, Pichiomycetes, Serinales, Debaryomycetaceae.
AUGUCAUUGCAAUCAUCACAAUUAAAGGAAGAAUACGUUCCUCUUAAUGAAAUAAGAAGACCAAUACCUCCAGUUUUGGACUAUAAUAAAAUUGAUGCUAUGGUAUCUACUUUGAAUGGCGUACCUAUGGCUUCAGCUACUUGUGGAUUAGAAGAAAUAACAUCUGGUGAAUUACCUCCCAUUGAUGUAUUUAAAGUAAGAGAACAAGGAAGAAAUUAUUAUUUUGCAUUUGGUGGUUGUCAUAGAUUCCAAGCAUACGAAAGAAUAGAUAAAGAAAGUGGUGAAAAGGUGACGCAAGUCAAAUGCAGAAUUCUUCCAGCCACAAGAAAGACUCUUAAAGUUUACUUAGGGGGCUCUGUUGAUGAAAUGUUUAAAUAG